Patella vulgata (common limpet) is the source of this 297-nucleotide messenger RNA. RefSeq lists its product as uncharacterized. NCBI's taxonomy places the organism in Eukaryota, Metazoa, Mollusca, Gastropoda, Patellidae. The transcript is spliced from 3 exons. The record is from RefSeq and is a predicted model, not a curated record. Bases 1 to 297 code for a protein of 98 amino acids.
AUGCGGAGGUUGAAAUACGGUGUGGAGCGUUGCAUCAUAGUGAUAGCUCCACUCCGGGCAAAGUUCAUCUGGACCAGAAAGGUCGCUAUGGUCAGCAUUGCUAUCAGCUAUUCUUCUAUUAACUUCAUCAUUUAUAUCAUUUCAAACAAAAGAUUCCGAAGGGAGUACAAAGAAUUACUGUCGUGCGGUUCCCAGAAAUUGCCCAGGAAUAUACAUGCCUCCAAAUACAGUUUAAACAUGACCAGUUCAUCAACAUUACCAAAAGAGGGUGACAGCGUAACAAGUCAACGAGCAUAG